Messenger RNA from Cuscuta europaea, 2683 nucleotides. The record is from the annotation of a GenBank genome assembly. NCBI's taxonomy places the organism in Eukaryota, Viridiplantae, Streptophyta, Magnoliopsida, Solanales, Convolvulaceae.
GACAGGCCUAAUCCGAAUUUCGUAAAGCCCCAUCCAGACGUCCAGUGCCGUCUCACCGUCCCUCUCGCAUCUGGUUACAUACACCGUCCCGCCUGCUGGUCAGCAAAUCAGCUCACAGUCGAUCUCGCGCACCCAUUACUGGCCUAUCUGGGGGUGGUGCUAGAACUCAGAAGAGAUGGCGGUGUCAGAUGUGUUGUGGAUAAUGUGCGCUGCUGUUCUUUUGCUGAUGGCCCCAAUCACUAAUGCUUGGGGAAAAGAAGGACACUUUGCUAUUUGUAAAAUCGCCCAGGAAUAUCUAACUGAAGAGGCUCUCGAAGUGGUAAAAGACUUGCUCCCUGAUGAAGCUAAAGGAGAACUUGCUAAUGUUUGCGAUUGGGCAGAUCUAGUUCGUUAUCAUGCACACUACGGUUGGAGCAAGAGUCUACAUUAUGUUGACACACCUGAUUUUUUAUGCAACUACAAAUUUUCCAGGGAUUGCCAUGACACUAAGGGGCAUAAGGGGAGGUGUGUUACUGCAGCAAUUCACAACUAUACUGAGCAGCUUUUGGGUUACAAUAAUUCAAACUCAAAAACAAAUUACAAUUUGACAGAAGCACUCAUGUUCUUAUCACAUUUUGUUGGUGAUGUCCAUCAGCCUCUUCACGUAGGGUUCCUUGGAGAUGAAGGGGGAAACUCAAUAAUUGUCCGCUGGUACCGGAGGAAGACUAAUUUGCACCAUGUAUGGGAUACUAAUAUGAUUGAAACUGCGGUGAAGAACUUCUAUGACUCUAAUCUUACACUGAUGAUUCUAGCUCUUCAAAAUAAUAUCACGAAUGAAUGGCCUGUUGAUGUUCAUUUGCUGGAAAGUUGCAAUGAGUUCGUCUGUCCAGACCCAUAUGCCUCAGAAAGUAUUAGUUUAGCCUGCAAAUUUGCCUACAGAAAUGCCACACCAGGGAGCACUUUGGCAGAUGAAUAUUUUCUCUCAAGGAUGCCUGUUGUGGAAAAGAGAUUAUCUCAAAGCGGGGUCCGUUUGGCUGCCCUUCUCAACUCUAUUUUCAGUUCACGUCCAUCAGUUGCACAACUAUGAAGAUAACAAGGUGGAGAACGGGGAGGAGUGAAGCUGCACUUAUUGAAAAUGCAGUCAUAUAUAGAUUGGGUUGCCCGUAGGGUCAACAAUUGAGAUGCCUAAUAGCUACUCCAUUUAGUAUGUGUAUAACUGAACUCACAUGAAACCGGUCAUGUAUACUUAUGGGGAACGUUUAGCGGGGUAUUAAAUUAUUUAAUCAAGAUGCUAAUUGCUAAAACAUAUUUAUAAAAAAAAAAGUGUUUUGAUUUUGAGGAUAUUUUGAUUUAAAAGUUAGAGACCUAAGAGCUGCACUCUCUGCCUUGCUGAAAUGAGUAAAUGUAGUUCUUUUUUGGGAGAUCAUAUGUUCUUACAUGUUCAGAUGGGUUCGGGUAAUCUUUUCUAUUUUGCAGGUUUCUUAUUUAGAACUAAUCAUGAGGUUGUUCAUUACUCUCUAAAUUGUGAUGAACAACUUAAAAUUUGAGGUACGCAGUUGAUAGGAGUUCCUACUUUCAUUUUUUGAUACACGGGAAAAUAGUUCCUACUUUUAUAUGACUGCACUAAUGUGAUGAUAUUGACAUUACAUCAAAUACUCAUUGUUUGUAAUUGCGCAAUGCAAUUGCGCCUCAUGGUUGCGCCUCAGCUAAUUUCUAGACUAUGGCGUAAAAGGCAUUGCAUAUGGCGUUGGGAGUGUGGCGUACGCAAUAUUGCACUGAGGCGUACGCAAUAUUGCAUACGCAAUAAAGCGCUCUGAGGCGUACGCAACAGGAGAAGGUCAGGGUGUAAAGGAAAAACCUAUUCCAGAAAACAUUCCAUGUAUUCAUUUACAAAAUGAAGAGAAGGAAGCAAUUAGAUUGGGUCACACGUGUAUUCAUAGACUGAGCACCUGCUUCUCUUGGUCAGUAGUUGGGAACCGGUGAAGGGUAACAUAUGCAUGACAACGUCAUCAUCUUGCACCUCCCGUCAGAACUGGAGCGAGAGAUCAUUCUGCAGUUCUUUGCAUAAGAAACUCAUUCUUCAAAUUAUUCUUCAAAUGGAGAGUAGUGGCUGUCUAGGCACUCUGCCAUCUGUCAAUCUGUAGUGUUGUAUAAUUGUGUGACUGGCAUUUGGGGUGUCAGUAUUUUCUCCAGGAGUAACUUUCAACUCGCGGCUUCUAAUGAUAUGCAACACAAUCACACAGUGACAACAAAUUAGUGUUGGUGGGAGCAUAAUGUUGUAUUGCGAAAUGAUCAGAACCGAAAGUUGAGAGAAUUAGGCGUACAAUGUGAAGAAGGCAAUGAGUCCAGCGGCUGAAAAAGAGAGGGGAAAACGGUUCCCCUUUGCUCGGCUAUAAAAAUAGCAAGAGUAGGAAAAUUGGCGGUUCUGAAUAGUGAGGUGCUGCUAAAGAGGUGGAGCAGAAAAGGGGAGCUUCGUACAGAGGCUGGGAAGUGGGAACAACGACUUGGGAGCUUCUGCUCUGCAAUGGCUGAAUUGUUCUGGAAAAUUCAUUCUGCUGCAGAAGUUAGUUUGAUCUAAUCUUCACACUUUAGCUCACUAUCACUGCAGUUACUCCUCCAGUUUCAUUUUUUGGCUUUACAGAGUGUUUACUUAAGGUGUCCAGGACACAAUUGAUUUUCGUUUAUUAAAAUGGUUUGAAAAAAU